UAGGUAGGUAGUAGGAGAGGGCUCAGUGGUGCUCACAUUCGCCGCUUGGCAGCUGCUUGCUAGUUAGGUAGGGUCGACAAUGGUCGACAUAUAUGACUGUGCUGAGCUUGAGCUGCGCCCCAUUGAAAGCGGCCCUAGACUCUCGCUGCAAUGAGGCGGCUUUUGCAUGCAUUGGCGGGGGACUGCGGGUCCCGCUGCGACAGCGCAAUGGAUUCGAAAUACGUGGUGGUUGCGAUGGGGGAGAGUGCUGAAUCCGCUGAUGUCUCAAGUUGUCCUCUCUUUGAGCUAUCGUGUGACAAGGACCUGAGAGACGGGGGCAAGUGGUGCCGAUUGAGAGGGGCGCUGAGGCGAGCCUCGUUGGGGACGAGACUUAUGUUGACGGCCGCCGGAUGUCUCCUCUUUGUUGCCUUGGUCGGUUUCUUGACCUCUCCGAACGGGCUAUUACGGGGGUGUGAUCUGAUGAGGGAAGCCAUUCGAUGGGCCAAUUGGGAGCACAUCUCUGAACAGAAGGCUGCCAUGACACGCUACGGCGUCGAGAGGGAUCCCCUUGAGCUGAACAAGAUGCCAAUCUGGGUGGUGUCGCUCAAGAGGGCCAACGAGAGGCGGCAGAAAAUCCAAAGCCAGAUGGACGCGCAGAAGAUUGGUUUCACGUUCAUGGAUGCAAUCGACGGGCUGAAAGAGCCCGUCAGGUCGGAAGAGUUGGCGUUGUUUGCUGGGAGGCGCGCAAAAGAGUACAAGCAGGGCGUUGAGCAUGAGCUCAAAAAGGUGGCCACCGACGUCACCAACUGGCGUCUGAUGCACCGGAUGCUGGCGGAGAAGUUCCCGCUCGUGCUCAUCAUGGAGGACGACUUCCUGCUGCCGGAAGGCGACUUCCUGUCGCGCUUGAACGAGACGAUGGCGCAGCUGCCGGCGGACUGGGACCUGUUUGCGUUGAACGGCUGUUCGAUGCACAAACACGGCCACACGCUCGGGAGGUUCGUCGGGCGGGGGGUGCGCGUGUUCAAGACCGGCAGUUGCACGCUGGCUGUUGUAGUGCGACGAGAGACGGCCAUCAAAGUACUCAAGGCUGCCGAGCGCCAGCUCCGGGUUCAAAAUUGGGAUAACCUAAUCAUGGGCUACAUGGCCCAGACCGGAGAGCUUAACACGUAUUUGGCGGACCCCCCACUUUGCCUUUUCAAUGAGAAGAUGCCCAGUAGCAUCGAACCAGGCAAGGAGCCUAUUCAAGACAUCCUGAGGCCUUGAGGGGGCCGGGGGGGGGGGUUCGCGCGACGCUCACAGAAAGUGUGGGUUGAUUUUGAUUAUGCUACGGACGCUUUGCACUGCAACUGGAAAGUUGCGUUGGCGGGACCUAGAAGUUGAGGUUGCCCGGUGUUGUUUUGGUUGAGUAGCGAUGAUCUGGUGAUUGACAGGAGGCGCACCUCGAAAGAGGUGGUCUAUGCUAGCUGGCUUGGCUGGCACCUUGUAAGUGAGGUGCUGUGGUGAGAGCAGAGUAUUGAUUGUCUUAGAAGAUGCUCGAAGAGAGCAUUGAGCGAUUUUAUAUUUGUAGCAACAUGAGGUUGCAUCAGCAAUUCUGUAGGGGCAGCUGAGUGAGGUGUAAGUCCGUAAAAUAAUUGUUUCCAGUUGUAACCAUGCACGCACUAUUGGGUACAUUCGCCUGACCAAAAGCUGGUUCACCGAUUUCAUAAGCUGGGCAGAAGAGGAAACUGCAUAAAAUAUAAGUCCGCGCAGUGUAUACGAUUCUAAAAAGGAGGUUGGGGGGACUUUAUGCCGUUGCUCCAUGACGCCACU
Molecule: messenger RNA, 1788 nt
Organism: Klebsormidium nitens
Lineage: Eukaryota; Viridiplantae; Streptophyta; Klebsormidiophyceae; Klebsormidiales; Klebsormidiaceae
Source: the annotation of a GenBank genome assembly